Messenger RNA from Podarcis lilfordi (Lilford's wall lizard), 24650 nucleotides. The record is from the annotation of a GenBank genome assembly. NCBI's taxonomy places the organism in Eukaryota, Metazoa, Chordata, Lepidosauria, Squamata, Lacertidae.
AUGAGUUCCAAAAGUCAGGUAUGUAGGAAACUUUUCCCCACUCGUUCACAAAAACCUGUGAUCUUUCCUCAUACCCCUUGCUCCAGGUCACAAAGUUGACACUUAUUGGAGCAUUUGGAAGGCUAGGCUGCCCCACACCAUAAAACAUCCCAGUAAUGGACUCGUAUUCACAUUCCCUUGUUUUGAACAAAAUGAAAGGCUUGUGGGAAGUCAGUCCAUAUCAUUGGUGGGCUCAUUUCCUGGUGAUUGUGCAGAAUCCACAAAUCAAUCCUUUAAUACAGAACCUCGGGCCCAGUGGUCAAGUGUCGCCCUCCACACCUCUCUGCCUGGCCCUUAGAACUCUCCCUCAACCACACACCCCUCACUGGGCCUACAGUGCAGCCCAGGUGUUUUUGCCUGGCUGGAAUGUGUCCUUGAACUCUGAACAUGCUUCUCAGUUGCCUGAAUGGAGGAUAGAGGGGGGUGGGCAUAGAACCAAACCUAUUGUACAAAAGGAAUAUUUACAUUUGGUGCCCCGCCCAUUUUUUGCCUUUGCCCCACCCACCACUGUCAUGUGGCCCUCGGAAUGUUGCCCAGAAGCAAAUGCAGCCCUCAGGGUCCCCUAACACUCUUAAUCCAUGUUUCUUACAUCUCAGUGGAGCACACUGCCAGGUCCUUUUAAAGGGCUCCCAGACAAUUCUGCCUGUUUACUCAGAAGAAAGUCCCCCUGAUCGCAAUGGGGCUUUACUCCCAGAUAAGUGACAGUGUGUUCCCUAAAGCUUCCUGUCCCCUUCCUUGGAGUGAGACCUCACGGCAAUUCCAUGUGCAUAUGGUAUUUAUUUGAUGGCACAGGUAAAGAGAAAGGACCCCUGGACAGUUAAGUCCAGUUGAAGGUGACUAUGGGGUGCGGUGCUCUUCCCAAUCUGGUACCCUCCAGGUAUGUCCCGGUUUCAAACAAACAAACAAAUGUAUUUUAUACUAAUAUCAAGAUACACAGAAGCUAAAACUAAGGGAUGUACGCAGUGCUACUCCCUUUUCAAGAUAGGACCCACUGAAAUAAAAUACUGUGGGGCUACGUUAGUCCUGGCCGCUAUUUUUAAUGUGCCUGAAUUGAACUAACACUGGAGCCAAUCCAGGCAUUUCCUAUAAGAGCCACUUUUCUGUGAGAUAAAUCCAUUUACAACAAUUGGCAGAGUAUUUCCCUUUUUAAUGGGGUUUAACCAUUCCUGUUCACAACUUAGCAACUGAGAGGUUUUUGUUUUUAAAUGAAAAUGGCAUCUGGGAUUCAUAUAUUUCAUGAGCAAGUGCAAAUGCACUUCAAGACAUAUGGUAAGAGUAUCCACAAUUUUCUAGGCCACUGUUGCUUCCUUACAUUUCCAGUGAUUGGUCUUGCAUUUAGUCCUUCUGAGGACUGAAUCUGGGAUAAAAUCAAGACAAACAAUAGAAUUCUGCAUUGAUCUACAGAGCUGGCACUUACAGGUGCCCCAGAAGACCCUGCGCUUGUGAGUAAAAAGACCUUGUAAUGUGGCAGCAGCUACACUUCGGAACUCCCUGCCUGUUGACACCUGACAGGUUCUUUUGCUAUAUACUUUUCAGCACCUGCUUAAAACAUUUUUGUUUAGGGAAGCUGAUCCAGACACCUUGACAUGCUUAAUCUCUUUUACCAUUAUAUAUAUGUGUGUGUGUGUGAGUUCCAUUGUUUUAAUUUUUUUAAUUGAUAAAUUUAAUAUUUUUUGAAAACUGCGUAGAGGUUUUGCUGCAUUCAAGUGGUGUGUGUGUGUGUAUAUAUAUAUAUAUAUAUAUAUAUAUAUAUACCGUAUUUUUCGCUCUAUAAGACGCACCAGACCACAAGACGCUCCUAGUUUUUGGAGGAGGAAAACAAGAAAAAUAAUAUUCUGAAUCUCAGAAGCCAGAACAGCAAGAGGGACCACUGCGCAGUGAAAGCAGCAAUCCCUCUUGCUGUUCUGGCUUCUGGGAUAGCUGUGCAGCCCGCAUUCGCUCCAUAAGACGCACACACAUCUCCCCUUACUUUUUAGGAGGGAAAAAGUGAGUCUUAUAGAGCAAAAAAUACGGUGUGUAUAUGUGUAUAUAUAUAUAUAUAUAUAUAUAUAUAUAUAUAUAUAUAUAUAUCUGAAUAAAUUCAUUGGUACAAUAACAUUAGCAAAGGAUGUUACAUCUUGGGACUAUCAUUUGGAAUCCAUUCAACAACAUUUGCAGCAGAAAUUACUGGCCAGUCUUACCAAAAAAUCAGAUAAGUGGUAAACCAUGAACUCAGUCGUGAUGUGGUGAAUCAGAUAUUGCCAAGGAAUUUAUUCUUACCUUAUAUACCCUUCAAGCCCCAGAAAAAUAACGUUUGGAGAUCCAUAGAUUGGAGAAAGCUAUAGCGGAUUUUCUUCAAUUUAUGAUGUUUAAGGCAGCUUUAGUUUGCUCAGAACAAGAGCGGCCACUGAGGAACUCACAAAAGCAGAGUCCACAGGCCCAUAAGUUAUACAUGCUUAUAGAAAGGCAAAACCCCACCUUAGUUUUACACAUUCAGGGGCAUAACUAGGGGUUGGCUAGGUUGCCCCCCACCAACAGCGCAGACCUAGGGGAUGCAAAAAUUGUACAGAAAGAGCCAGCGAUUGCCAAGGGUGUUAAGGGACUGGGGGGGGGCACUGUUAAAUUGCCUUGCCAAUGGCGCAAGGGAGUCUAGGUAUACUUCUGUACACAUGCAUAUAAAUUCACAUUCUCAGAGGAAAAGCAUGCCUGCAUUAUCAGAGCUGGUUGCCUGAUUCAGCAGGAAUAAUUCAGUGUCUACCUUCUACAAAACUGGUCCAAGGCUGCAUUCUUUUCCUGCACAAACAUUCUUGACACAUACAGUGAGCAGAUUAUCCUAACAAUAUCCUUUCACACACACUUUUUUUUUUGCACCUCUUCACAUGUAGGCUACCUGGCAAUGUAUACAUCAAUACGAUCACCCGCUACAGCAGCUGUAACAUUCAGCUGCACCACACUCCGUCAGACAUCACCCAGUGAAUAUCAGCAGCGGGGAAGAAAUCUGAUUUGGUUUGCAUUUAAACCGUGCACUUUCUGAAACUAUGCGAAACACAAAAUUGCUUACAAAAAUAAAUAUACUGGUAGAAAUUCACGCUAAAAAGCUGGUGACCCUUCAGGAUGAAUCCAUUUUGCAUUACUUUCUAUGGGUAACCACGCCUUGGUUUUGGAACGCUUUGGUUUUGGAACUGACUUCCAGAACGGAUUAAGUAUGAGAACUAAGGCACCACUGUAUAUUGAUUUUGCUGGGUUUGCUCUGAGUGUGACUUACUCUGAUUCUACCCACUUUGCCUCUCCCCAUCCACUACUGACUUACUCCUUCCUUCCUUCCUUCCUUCCUUCCUUCCUUCCUUCCUCUGCCUUCCCUUUUAGCACUGCGAGAUCCUACCUAAAGGUAGAAGUCGGAGGUUUAACCCAUUCCUGUACCGGAUCCUCUGGAGAAUCCGCCAGCAGUGGAACCUUUUGGGCUUCUUUGAAAUCAACGAGGAUCACCCGCUCUAUCAGUUCACCAGUAUGAUAAAGAAGGGGCUCAGGGCAUCUGUCAAUCAUGCUAUCCAUAACCCAGUAACCACAGUGAGUUUGGGCUGCAGGAUGUGGGGGGGGGGCAGGUUCUACUCCCACCUGCGUUGCCUCCUUGGCAACUGUGAAACAGGAGCCUUCUGGGCACAGGGAUGGGCUGAUUUUGUGUUUGGGGGAUCAACUUUUCCUCCCACUUCCCCUUGAACCCCAAGGUUGACCAUCUGGAGCCAGGUGUAGAAGAUUAAGAGGAGGCAGUAGCGGAGUGGGGGGGGGGGAACCAGGUGCAGAAUCCUGAGAGGGAUUCAACUAGUCAGGGGUCAGUAACCUUUUCCAGCCGUGGGCCGGUCCACUGUCCCUCAGACCAUGUGGUGGGUUUUUUUGAAAGAAAAAAAUAUGAACAAAUUCCUAUGUCCCACAAAUAACCCAGAAAUGCAUUUUAAAUAAAAGGACACAUUCUACUCAUGUAAAAACACUCUGAUUCCUGGACCGUCCGUGGGCCGGAUUGAGAAGGUGAUUGGGCCACAUCUGGCCCAUGGACCUUAGGUUGCCUACCCCUGAACUAGGUGCUCCUAUGGCAGGCUCUCUGCUGCGCUUCUGUUGCCUUCUGGAGACGCAGGGAGGGAAGCCACGCCCGGGCUGGGCCAGUGUGCUUCCUGGUCCUUCUCAGAUGCCCCCAUGCACCCAGCUGCUGGGCUGGCCAAGAGGUGAGGGCUCGCUCGCCCAGCCUGCGAGGUGUCGAGGAUGGAGGUGGCAGGGCCAGGGGAACGCAAGGCACGAGUGGAAGCAGUGGUCGUGACCCAGUUCACAGAGGAGUCCUCUGCUUCCACCGAGGGCGAGGAGGAGGCUACGGAAGAGGCUGAGUUGGGGUCGUUGUGUGCGGAGCGGUGGCACCUCCAUUCAGUGGUCCUGGCGUUGGCCUUGCUGGCGGUGGGAGGCCAUGGUUGGUGGGCAACAGCAGAAUAUGUGAGGACAGCGGCCCUCAGCUCUCCUACCGCCACUCACGUGUUGCUUGGCCUGGCUGAGAGGGAUAGAGGGGGAGGGCAGCGGUGCCACCCACAAAGGAGGGAGAAAGCCUCUCCUCUCAGGUGCACGCCUCCACUCCAGCUGCCUAGUCCACGGGGCGGGGCAGGUUGGGGGAUGACGGCAACACUUGUCCUGACCCAGAUCUGGCAACCCACACUAUUAGGAAGGAGAGGGCAGAGAGGCCCACAUCAGGGAUGAAGAAGCUGUGGCCCCUCAGGUGUUGUUGGAUUCCCAAGGUCCAUUGGCCCUGGCCAAUUGAGUUACAGUUACAAGGAUGGUGGGAGUUACUACUACUACUACUGCUACUACUACUAAUACUAAUAUUUAUACCCCGCCCAUCUGGCUGGGUUUCCCCAGCCACUCUAGGUGGCUUCCAACAAAAUAUUAAAAAUACAAUAAAACAUCAAAUAUUAAAAACUUCACUAAACAGGGCUGCCUUCAGAUGUUUUCUAAAGGUCAGGUAGUUGUUUAUUUCCUUGACAUCUGAUGACAGGGCGUUCCACAGGGCAGGCACCACUACUGAGAAGGCCCUCUGCCUGGUUCCCUGUAACCUCGUAAUGAGGGAACCACCAUAAGUCCCUCAGCGCUGGACCUCAGUGUUUGGGCUGAAUGAUGGUGGUGGAGACGCUCCUUCAGGUAUACUGGGCCAGGGCUGUUUAGGGCUUUAAAGGUCAGCACCAACACUUUGAAUUGUGCCCGGAAAUGUACUGGGAGCCAAUGUAGGUCUUUCAGGACCGGUGUUAUGUGGUCUCGGCGGCCACCCCCAGUCACCAGUCUAGCUGCCGCAUUCUGGAUUAGUUGUAGUUUCCGGGUCACCUUCAAAGGUAGCCCCACGUAGAGCGCAUUGCAGUAGUCCAAGUGGGAGAUAACCAGAGCAUGCACCACUCUGGCGAGAAAAGAGCUGAAGAGUGGCAGGUUCCUCAUUCUUGGUAUGUAUAGAUGGUGCUAUGUGAAUCCAUGUGUGGAAAACCUCUGAGGCCCGAGGCCUAAAUGUCUCCCCCAGGCUUAUCUAUCUGGCUUUCACGACUAUCCUGAGGCCACACCCCUCUUCCCCAAGUCACACUCCUUGCUGCCUUUGCUUUGCACAUUCAUGGAGUGUUCCUGCCUCACUGGGAUGCAUCCUUGAUCAUGGCUCUUUCUUGCCUAGAUAGAGGAUGGGGAAGGGUGUGUGAAUGUGGAUGUAGAAACUAGCCUCCUGCACGUAAGAUGUCUUCUUCGCACAAAAAAUGGUGAGCAAACAUUGCACGGUCCAGAGGUAGUAUCAACAUUUUUGCUUUGCCCAGUUUUGCCCCAGCCCCACCCACCUACCCACUGGCCCUUUGAAGGUUGCUCAGAAAGCAACGAGGCCCUUGAAUUGAAGAAAGGCUCCCUGUCAUUGGGCAUGGAGAACCUGUGGCCCUCCAGAUGUUUUUGGACUUCAACCCGCAUCGCCUCAGGAAGCAUGGUCAAUGGACAGGGAUGAUGGGAGUUUCCUCUGAGCACACACUUGGCCUUGAAUGUUCCCACCCUCUACUGCCACACCAUUGUGGUGCACCACAUCUUCUGAGAGCCACUGACAUAAACCAUAAGAUCCAUAAUAGAGACACAUAAAAUUAACAGCAACAACCCCGCAUGCCAUACCCCCUAAACAGCAACCCAGUGCAAGAGGCUGUUCAGCAGCCUCAGCAUUUGAGAAAUGCCUGAGAGAUUCAAGUUUUUAUUACAUGUAAAGAGAUGUAUUUUAUUUUAUUUUCAAAAAAAAUUAUUGGUUUUCUCAUUUAUCACAUAAAAAAGAAACAAGAAAAAAGAAAAACAUUACAAUACACAAAAACAAAGAAAAACACAUAAAAAAGAAUUUUUACUUCCAAAUCCUAAUUUUAUUUCAUUGAUAACGGACUUCCUCGAAUCCCUCUAACUGAGUUUCAUUAUAUCUCCUGUUUAGCAGUUCUCCAAAUUCAUAUUUCUAAUAAUAUUAACUUCUUUCAUUUACUAACUUCUUCUCCUUUAUUAAUAUUUUAAUCCUUAAUAUUUAUUAACAACAUGUUCUUAUUCUACCCCUAAGCCUAAUUAUUACUUCCAAGAAAUUUCUCUUUCUCUUAAAUUACAAUAUUUAGCCAAAUAUUCUUUAAAGUUCUUCCAAUCCUCUUGUGUCUCCUCUUCUUUCUGUUCACGGAUUCUUCCAGUCGGGUCGGCCAGCUCCAAAAAGUCCACCAUCUUCAUCUGCCAUUCUUCUAUUGUUGGUAUCUCUUGCGAUUUCCAAUUUUUGGCUAAUAAAAGUCUUGCCGCUGUAGUGGCAUAAAAAAACAGUCUAACAUCUUUUUUGGGCAAUUCCAAUCCUAUUAUUCCAAGUAGAAAGGCUUCUGGGUUUUUUAAAAAAUGUAUUUUUCAAUAUUUUUUUCAACUCAUUAUAUUUCUUUUCCCAGAAGUCUUUCACCUUAGGACACGUCCACCACAUAUGAUAAUAAAGAGAUGUAUUUUAUUGGUGACAAGCCUGUGAGGAAUUUGCUGGGAAAUCCUGAGGAAUUUGCUGGGAGUUCUGAGGACAAGAAGGGGGAAAGGGUGGGUGUUCUGACUCUCUUUCUCUUUGCAGGACGUCCUGAGGGAGGAUCAGUUUAAGGCAGUCCUCAGGCAGAUGCACGAGGUAGGCAUCCUUUGAAGGGUGGGGGUGGGGGUCCCCAAAGGAAACUUCCCAAGCACAAGUUGGGUUUGGGCUGGGCAGAUCUGUACAACAUUCCAGAUUCUCUCCACUCCUCCUUUUUCCAGCAUUAGGUUCAGUUCUUCACAUGAAAAUUCAUCAGCACCUGAGCUCACAUUUCUCCUUAUUUAUUUACUAUUUCAUAACGUUUGUUGUGAAACUGCCCUGAGAUCUACGGCUAUAGGGAGGAAUAGAAAUUUAAAAUACAAAAUGCCUCAGAGCAGUAUACAAAAAGAAUGAAAUUCAGGAAUGAAAUUAACAGUAAAAAAAGUUUUAGAAAGCUAUUUAUAACAUUAAAAGUCAGCAAUAAGGUAAACACAAAUUGAAACACAUGUCAGCAUUAUACAUAUCUGGGUAAGCAAGAAUAUAUUUAGAAGGCACCAAAAAGAGUACAGUGAAGGUGUCUGCCUGAAGUCAAUAGGCAGGGAGUUCCAAAGUGUGGGUGCUGCUAGAUUAAAAGAUAGAUUUCUUAAAAAUGCUGAAUGAGUAUUAUGUGGCACAUGUAACACUGCCAAUUCCAGAGAUUGAAUUAGACUGAAGUGAGCACGUGUGUCUAUGUAUGUAAUUUACCCUAAUAAACACAUUUUAUGCUAAGCAAUUUCCUCCUAAUAUAACGUAUGUUGUGUCUAUUAUCACUAAUAUGUGCAUUUUAAGCACACUUUUAGUGUGCAUUUUUUCACACGUUACUUGGCUGGAGAACUUAGCAAUGGGCGAUUUGGAUGAGUCCACAUUUUGAAGGUCUGCUGUGUUCCAGUUCCCACAUAUUGCUUUGAAAAGUGCGCAGCAGAUAUAUUUGCCUUGAAAUGGGAACUGAAUUGAAUCAUCCCCUCCCUAUCAGGGACUUUGCUCAGCUGUAAGGGCUUUCCACCAGAAGGGCAGCAUUUUGGGCCCCUGAGCAUUCUGGCCGCCCCUUUCUCUGCACUGACCUCAGUUCUGCUUCCCGGCAGGGCUUUGAGAUGAGGACAUACGCUGCUCCUGCUUUUACCCGGUUCCGAAAAUUCCUUGGCAUGGUAGAUGUCGAUUACCAACGGUCACUGACUUGUGACAGCUCAUACUUGCAGUUCAUCAGCAACUCUAAAAGCACGGCUGACUUCUUCCUCAGGUCAGAGAACUACCUUGUCCACAGCAAGAAAAGACACAUGUGAGACCUGCAAUAAAGAGCUGCAGCGUGUCCCGCUGCUGUUCAGCAUAUCUCCCCUGCCCUGCUUCCCUGGCUUUUGGUUGCCCCUCCCCACAACAAUCCGUGAGCCUUCCAUGCACUCUGAGCAUGCUCAGUUCUCACUGGACUACUUUGAGUCGGUCUCUUCACUGCCCUCACCCUCAUUUACGAUUCCCUCCAAAGGGUUUUUUUUUUGUACAUUGGCAAACUCUGGGAUUCUCCCAAGCCUGCUUGUGGAUGGGUGGUUCUGUUCUAGAUACAUAAGCAUCAGCACACACAGCCUGCACAUUGGAAAUACAGGGAAUAAUGUGAAUAUAUUCAUAUGAACCUGCUUUGUGCUGUGUCAGACUCGCGGUCCAUCCAGCCUAGCAUUAUUCUGACUGGAUUCAAUAGUGUAAAUCAAUAGUAAAGGUAAAGGGACCCCUGACCAUUAGGUCCAGUCGUGACCGACUCUGGGGUUGCGGCGCUCAUCUCGCUUUACUGGCCAAGGGAGCCGGCGUACAGCUUCCGAAUCAUGUGGCCAGCAUGACUAAGCCGCUUCUGGUGAACAAGAGUAGCGCACGGAAAUGCUGUUUACCUUCCCGCCGGAGCGGUACCUAUUUAUCUACUUGCACUUUGACAUGCUUUCAAACUGCUAGGUUGGCAGGAGCAGGGACCAAGCAACAGGAGCUUACCCCAUCGAGGGGAUUCGAACUGCCAACCUUCUGAUCGGCAAGCCCUAGGCUCUGUGGUUUAGACCACAGCACCACCCGCAUCCCAAAAUCAAUAGUACAAACAGCUCAUUUGUAUUAAAAAUGUUGCAUUAAUACAUGGUUGUUGUUGGCAUCCAUCUGUCUCAGGUGACAAUGGAGGAGUGUGUCUUUGGGGGUGAAGUCAAACCACUGGAGAGUUACAGCGCCUGCUGUGGCUGUGGAGACUGAUAUGGGAGAGACAUGUUUUGUUGCCUCUGGAGCAGGUGAAGGCGUCCAACUGUGCUGCUGCAGAUGCACCCGGGCAUCUCUUCUCUCUGUGCUCCUCCCAGGGAUCAUUCCUCCUCUGGUCACUUCUAUGGAAGCACACACGACCUGUCUGUCUCCAGGCAUUGCGGUUGUCUGCAAGGAAUUCCCACAUGGCGGGGUUAAUGUUGCCAGACUUCAUGUCCAGUUUGCACACAUCUUUGCAAUGAGGAGUUGGUCUGGCCUGGUGCCUAAGCACCAAGCCAGACUAAGCAUUUUCCUUCUGACACACCCUCCCUCUCAGCAUCUGGAUUCUCACCCAGGAUCCAAACUCUAGAUUUGCUUUCUAUGGGCAGGCCCAGGGUUGGUGGUGCUUCCUCAGACUGCCUAUAGCUGUCUCCCAUUCAGCUGCAUUCUCCACACUCAUUUCCAGGUGCAGCAAGUUUGUUGAGUUUCCCAGGGAGUUCAAAGGAUAGGGAAAGUGUUCUCCUCCUCUCACAGCUCUUUUCCCCUGCUCUCUGUCCUCUUCGCAUCCUCCAUCUGCUCUGGUGGCCCCUGCCACUCAUGCAAGGCAGUGGGUUGGCUGGGGCAUAGAAUCAUAGAAGUGUCAAGUAGGAAGGGGCCACGAGUGUCAUCUAGUCCAACCCCCCAAGAAUGCAGGAGUCUUUUGCUCAGUGUGGGGCUUGAACCCAUCACUGUGUGUGUGUGUGUGUGUGUGUGUGUGUGUGUGUGAAUCAGCAAUAUCAAAAGCAACACGAUGGCCAGAAACAAUUACAAUGUGAAAAACUUUACGGAAUAAUUCAAAACAUCAAAACUAAUAAACUGAAGUCUCUGAAAGUCCUUCAAUGAAUCAUAAUCGCAUGAACACUGUUCCAGAGUAUUUUUCAUUCUCAUGUAUAUUAUAUCUACAGUGGUGCCCCGCAAGACGAAUGCCUCGCAAGACGGAAAACUCGCUAGACGAAAGGGUUUUCCGUUUUUCGAUGUGCUUCGCAAGACGAAUUUCCCUAUGGGCUUGCUUCGCAAGACGAAAACGUCUUGCAAGUUUGUUUCCUUUUUCGUAAAACCAUUAAUACCCAGGGUGCAUUGCUUGAAGAGGUGCAGUUGCGACUUGACUUCGAGGAGCAACACAUUGCACGCGGUGUGGUAGCCUUUUCUGAGGUUUUUGAGGACUUUGCUGAUUUUUGAAGCUUUUCCAAAACUUCUUUUGCAGCUGUUUGGUAAGUUAAACGUUUAAAACUUUUUUGGGGAUUUUUGGAUUUUGGGUUGGGGUGUUUGGAAUUCAAGGACUUGGUGUUGGGGAGAGGUUUGCAAGAAUCUGGGAGCUUGUGUGGUUUUUUUCUGCAUUUUUAUGAUUUUUUGUGACCAUUGGGGCACUCUGCUGUUUUUUUUUUUUAAAAAAAAUUCUGGGUUUGAAUUUCUGUGUGGUGGGUGGCUGGGGGAACAGUUGAGGAGGGGUUUGCAAGAAUCUGGGAGCUUGUGUGGGGUUUUUUUGAAUUUUUAUGAUUUUCUGUGACCAUUGGGGCACUCUGCUGUUUUUUUUAAAAAAAAAUCUGGGUUUGAAUUUCUGUGUGGUGGGUGGCUGGGGGAACAGUUGGGGAGGGGUUUGCAAGAAUCUGGGAGCUUGUGUGGGUUUUUUUGAAUUUUUAUGAUUUUCUGUGACCAUUGGGCCAUGUUGUUGUUUUUUUAAAAAAAAUUCUGGGUUUGAAUUUCUGUGUGGUGGGUGGCUGGGGGAACAGUUGGGGAGGGGUUUGCAACAGUUGGGGAGGGGUUUGCAACAGUUGGGGAGGGGUUUGCAAUUUCUGUGUGGUGGGUGGGUGGCUGGGGGAACAGUUGAGGUUUUUGAAGACUUUGGUGAUUUUUAAAGCUUUUCCAAAACUUCUUUUGCAGGCAUUUGAGGAUUUUGAAGACUUUGGUGAUUUGCAGCCAUUUCGUAAGUUAAAGUUUUAAAACUUUUUGGGGGGUUUUUGGAUUUUGGGUUGGGUGCUUGGAAUUCAAGGACUUGGUUCUGGGUUUGAAUUCCUGUGUGGUGGGUGGCUGGGUGCUUUUGAAUUUUUUGGGUGUGCAUCACUGAUUUUUUUUCUUUUUUCUGAGUUUACGAAGCUAGGAGCUGUGCUGCCAUGGGACCCAAGAAGACUGCUGCUGCAGAGGCCGGCGAGAGGAAGAAGGAGAAGGUGACGCUGGAAAUGAAGAAGGAGAUCAUCCGGAAGCACGACGGUGGAAUGCGUGUGACAGACCUCGCCAGGGAGUACGGCAGGAACCCAUCGACCAUCGGCACCAUCCUGAAGAUGAGGGAGAAGAUCCUUGCGACUGAUGCAGCCAAGGGAGUCACCAGGAUCGUGAAGAACCGCCCAGCUGUUCUGGAGGAGGUCGAGAAGUUGCUCCUCAUCUGGUUAGAAGAGAAGCAGUGUGCAGGGGACACAGUGACUGAGGCCGUGAUUUGUAAGAAGGCCAAGGCCUUGCACGCAGACCUCAUCCGGGAACAGCCAGGAACCUCAGGCGAGCCAGAAGUCUUCAAGGCAAGCAGAGGUUGGUUUGACCGGUUCAAGAUGAGAUCUGGAAUCCACAGCGUGGUCAGGCAUGGAGAGGCUGCCAGUUCUGAUGUUCCCGCGGCUGAAGACUUUGCCUUGGAGUUCCUGGAGAUUGUGAAGACGGAGGGCUACGUUCCACAGCAGGUCUUCAACUGCGACGAGACCGGGCUGUUUUGGAAGAGGAUGCCCAAAAGGACUUUCAUUACUCAGGAGGAGGCCAAGUUGCCUGGCCACAAGCCCAUGAAAGACCGUCUGACCCUGCUCUUCUGUGCCAACACAAGCGGCGACCUGAAGAUCAAGCCCCUGCUGGUGUACCACUCGGAGAACCCACAGGCCUUCAAGAAACACAAGGUCGACAAGGAGCAGCUGAGUGUCAUGUGGCGAUCCAACAGCAAGGCUUGAGUCACACGUGUGCUGUUUGUGGACUGGGUCAAUCUUGCUUUUGGCCCUGCUGUCAAACAGUACCUGCUGGACAACGACCUGCCGCUGAAGGCUUUGCUUCUGAUGGACAAUGCUCCUGCUCAUCCUAAAGGCCUUGAGGAGGACGGAGGACUUGUUGGAGGAGUUCAGCUUCAUCAACAUCAUGUUCCUGCUGCCUAACACCACGCCACUGCUCCAGCCGAUGGAUCAGCAGGUCAUUGCCAAUUUCAAAAAACUCUACACCAAGGAGCUUUUCAGGCUAUGCUUCGAGGUGACUGAUUGCACCACCAUCACCCUGCGGGAAUUCUGGAAGGACCACUUCGACAUCGUUACCUGCUUGAAGAUGAUCACCACGGCCUGGAAAGGGAUCAGCCAGAGAAAUUUGAAUUGCGCUUGGCGCAGCCUGUGGCCGGACUGUGUGGCACCAAGUGACUCUGAUGCACCAGAGUCAACAGUGGUGCAGGACAUUGUUGCCUUGGGGAGGACCAUGGGCCUGGAGGUCACAGAGGAGGACGUCAGCGAGCUGGUGGAGGAGCACGACCAUGAGCUGACCACCCAGGAGCUGGUCGAACUGCAGGCAGAGGCUGCGCAGGAGGAGGAAGGAAGAGGAGGAAGCAACUGAGGAACGGCUGUCCUCCAAAGAACUGAGGGACAUUUGCCUGAAGUGGAAGGAUGUGCAGGCUUUUGCAGAGCGGAACCACCCUGACAAGCACGUGACACGUGACCUUGCGAACACUUUUGAUACAAGGGUCAUGUCGUCUUUCAGGGAGGUGCUGAAAAGGCGGAUGAAGCAGCAGACCAUGGACAGGUUCUUAAGCAAGAAGCAAAGAGUGGAAGAGGAACCUUCUUCGAGUGGUCCCCAGAGUCUUAGAUAAUGUAAUGUACACUUUGUUGAUUUUUAAUUUUUAUUCUGUCAUGUUUAUAAACUUAAUUUAUUGUUCCUUCAGUUUUUGAAAUGCUCUUUACAGUAUGUGUGACUUUAAAGAGCACUUAAUAAACUCUUGUUGUACCAAAUUUGGCUUUGUUUGGACUUUUUUUGACCAUAGGAACGCAUUAAUUGGAUUUCAAUGCAUUCCUAUGGGAUUUCGUGCUUCGCAAGACGAAAAAUUCGCUAGACGAAAAAACUCGCGGAACGAAUUAAUUUCGUCUUGCGAGGCACCACUGUAUUCAAAAAAAGAUUGGUUAAUGAAGAAAUUACACAUCUUUCUACUUACAAGUGUUGAACUAAUUGGCUGAUGAAGAAUUCAACCAAACAGUAGUUGUUAUCCGGAAACACUGUUCAGCAGAGUUCAGAGUUGGACAUCAGAAUUGGACAUUUGCUGAUUAUACAAGGCUUCACAGCUUGCUCUCCGCCGGGUAAAGUCUGGCACCGUGAUUCAUUUAAGGACUUUCAGAGACUUCAGUUUGUUGGUUUUGAUGUUUUGACUUACUCCAUAAAGUUUUUCAUGUUGUAAUUGUUUCUGGCCACCGUGCUGCUUUUGAUAUUGCUGACUCAUAUUUUGCAACACAGGGGUGUGUGCAUGUGUGAAGGCAGGUGUCCAAACUGGGCCAAGGCUGCCUUAAGCAGCCAUCUCUCACGGAUGAAGGUGUUUCUCUGGGCACUUUCUAUGAUCAAGCUGCUAUGAAAUGUACCAUACUUUAAACUUUAGCCUCUAUAAGUUCUUUAUGCACUUUAUAGUACAGUGCUACCUCGAGUUACAAACUUAAUUCGUUCCAGAGGUCCAUUCUUAACCCGAAAUUGUUCUAAACCUGAGGUACCACUUUAGCUCAUGGGGGGCCUCCCGUGCCGCCACACCACCAGCGUGCAACUUCCGUUCUCAUCCUGGGGCAAAAUUAUCAACCUGAGAUACUACGUCUGGGUUAGCGGAGUCUGUAACCCGAAGUGUCUGUAACCCGAAGCACUUGUAACCCAAGGUCCCACUGUAUAUAUUUAUGAAUUCCUAUGCAUUUUAUGUUGGAGCUGCUAGAAUGCAGCCAGUGGCAGAUCUAUGGGUCUCACACUUCAGCGGCAUCCAGUUCGCUGCCAAAAUUCCACCUCUUGUGCUCCAUUCUAAGUCAUAGUUGCAGCAUCCCUUGUGGUGCCCCAGACUCCCCACCCUGUGCAACCAAACCAGUUGUGCUUCCCAGAUCUGCCUCUUAUGCAACUCAAUUUGCAUUCAUACUGGAUGGGAUUUGCGUAAGGAGAAAGCAAAUAGACAGCAGUACCUCCAAACUUCCCAGACUGUCUUUCUAAACCAGGGGUCAGCAAACUUUUUCAGCAGGGGGCCGGUCUAGAUUUUUUUGGGGGAAUGAACGAAUUACUAUGCCCCACAAAUAACCCGGAGGUGCAUUUUAAAUAAAAGGACACAUUCUACUCAUGUAAAAACACGGUGAUUCCCGAACCACCCACAGGCCGGAUUUAGAAGGCGAUUGGGCCGGAUCUGGCCCCCGGGCCGUAAUUUGCCUACCCGUGUUUAAACUAACAUGUGUUGGCCUUUCCUAUACAGUGGUACCUUGGUUCUCAAACGGCUUAGUUGUCGAACAAAUCGGCUCCUGAAAGCUGCAAACCCGGAAGUAAGUGUUCCGGUUUGCAAACUUUUUUGGGGGGGGGGGGAGCUGAAGGUCCAACAUGGCUCCUGCUUGAGUGCAGGAAGCUCCUGCAGCCAAUCAGAAGCCGCACUUUGGUUUUCGAAGGGUUUCAGGAAUCGAACAGACUCCCGGAACGGACUAAGUUCGAGAACCAAGGUAUGACUGUACAGUACAGUGGUACCUCAGGUUACAGACUCCGCUAACCCAGAAAUAGUACCUCGGGUUAAGAACUUUGCUUCAGGAUGAGAACAGAAAUCGUGCAGUGGCGGCGCGGCGGCCCCAUUAACUAAAGUGGUGCUUCAGGUUAAGAACAGUUUCAGGUUAAGAACGAACCUCCAGAAUGAAUUAAGUUCUUAACCCGAGGUACCAGUGUAUUACUAGAUUGCUGCUCUUAGGGUUGUUGACCCUACCCUGUCCCUCCUGAAGCAGAGAGAAUACAUCUUCCUUUCUCUCUCCUGCUGAGAUCAGAGAGCAAGCUCUGCUCCUUUGCAGCUUGUUAGUUGGAGUAGGAACUGUUUACUAUCCAAUAUGUAUUUCUUAUAAUAAACUAAGUUUUCCACACUCAAUGUGAUUGUUUUACCACUAGAGUGCGUUCAGCAACAUGUAUUCAGUAUACAGCCAGCUUCCAAGCUGUGCGCUAAUUCUACUAAAAAUUGCACACAUUUUAAAUUUUUAGCCUCUCUACAUAUGCUAUCUAUGAAUCACUGUUUAUGAAUGAAAUAUAUUGCAAAUAAAGAAAAACAAAAGAACAAAAAUUUAUGGACUUUGUUAAUUUUUCUACCAGUUGAUACAGUUCUUGCCAGGCAGUUACUGCUGGUUAUAAUAUCACUGACAUGCAAUCACAUUGGAAUGUUAAUUACAUUUUGCAUUAGUUGUUCUAUUUUAAUGGUUGACAGUUUGCUAUAUGAUGACUUUGAAAUGUUAUGGUGUUCGUAUAAACAACCAGAGUUAUUUGUUGGAUUGUUGGGGGUUGGGGUUGGGGGGGGGGGUUCUUUUGAACUCAUUGAACCCAACGGUCAUCUAGUCCAAUCCCCUUCCAUGCAGUUAUUUCAUAUUUGAGCUUUGUUGUAAUGAUGUAUUGAUUUGCAGUUUUGUUCUGUUGAAAGCUGAUUUGGGCAUACUUGCAUGAGAAAGUGAUAUGUAAAUUUAAACAAAUAAGUGAAUUUCUGCUUCCCUCCCCGUCUUAAACAGCAAUGAUAAGCGCUUCUUCCUGAAGACUCAGAGUAAGCAAGAAAUCCAAUUCCUUCUCACAAACCUAGCCAAGUAUCUUGAGCACAUGGAGAGAUACCCUCACUCCAUCCUCGUCAAAUUCCUGGGUAAGACGUGCUUGUAGAAUAUGAAUGAAAACAAGCCUUAAAAGUCAGCAGCAGUAAUAUGUUUCUUAUGAUUAGGCCAAAUCCUUUGGCUGUGAUGUGUGUUUCUCCCUUCCUUCCAACAGGUGUCCACAGUAUUAUCGUCCCUCGGGAAAAGAAGGUAAGGUUUUAUGUGAGCUAUUGAAUGUAGCCUUUUUAGCCUCGGGUGAGAAGAGCUUUGUGCCCAGGAAAGGGAAAUGGGAGUCAACAGACACUCAAGGAAUAGUUUCAGAGAAAAAGCUUUAUUUCUACCAUCCGGGCUCGUAGAAGGAGCAAGUGUGAUAACUCACAAACAAGCACGGGUUCACAGUCAUUUGCACAGAGCAUAUAUUCCCCUCCAGUUCCCUCCCCUUUCUCCUCCUCCUCAUUAGUCCUGCCCCAUGUUGAGUGAGUUUCCUGAGCAUGAACAGAAAGCUCCUGUCUUUGGGACUCUUUUGGCCUCUUCCCAGGAAAGCGGGGUAGAAGCCUAGGGGGUGGGUCGAGGAGCCUUGCGGUUCAGCGUGUUCAAGAUGUGUUACAACUGAAUGAGAUAAGAGUCAGUUCUCAGGCCUGCGUAUUCUUGGCAAUGACAGAGCCUAUUCAUUAGCUUUUUGAAGCCUUCUCGUACUGAUAAAAGAAUAACAUUUUGCCUUUGCCACAGCAUCUUGUGAGAAAACAGAGGAAAACUUUAGCUGUGGAUUUUUAGAAGAGAGAAAAGGAAUUUUGGACAGUUUGAGGCCUGGUUGGGGGGGGAUGACUUCGGGCCUAGGUGGGGUCACCUGUCCUCACCUCCUUCAGUUAAUAUACAGUACCUGUGAGGAGAUUUUGCAGGGCUUCAGAGCUCCCUUACUGGAAUAUUUCUGCUGGGGCUCCAGCCUUGAAAUAAGCUAGUUAGGGGGCUCAAACAGGGCAGUUCACUCAUCGCCCCCCAGGGCAUUUUGUGGGGGGUGGGAAGAAAUGGCUGACCUCUUGAUUUCAGCUAACCUUGUUACCAUACAUUCCCACAUUUCUCUGAUGAAAAUAGGGACAUCCCAUUCCAUGAUGAUAUUUUUACUAUUAUACCCCACACAUCUUAUUGGGUUGCCCCAACAUUGGGCAGCUUCCAACAUAACAAAACAUUAAACAUUUUUUUUAAAAAAAACCUUCCCUAUAAAGAAUUCCCUUCAGAAGGCUCAGGGGUCUGAUAACUCCAUACCCUCCAACAUUUCUCCAAUGAAAAUAGGGACGGAAAAGCAGGACAUUCCGGGAUCACAUCAGAAACUGGGAUGGCUUCUCUAAAUCAGGGGCACUUGGAGGGUCUGUGUUGCAGCUUCUGCACACCUACAAAUAUCUCACUCUUGUUCCUCAAUAUCCCUGUUUUGAAGACAAUCCUGUUGGCACUCAAACACUUGAGUUUUCUGUUAGAUAAUUGCCACAACAGAAACAUCUAUAAAUAAGGCCUGGAGAGGGGGUGGCAGCUAUGUAAUCACCCCUCCUCUCCUAGCCCCCUCAUUUUUAUUUUGAAAAGCUUGAGGGGUUGUACCCAGUGCUAGCCCUGCUCAGAGUAGACCCAUCGAAGCUGGCAAGCCUGGCUUACGUAGGCCCAUUAAUUCCAAUGGUUCUACUCUGAACUUAUUUGGCUACAAGCCAUUAUGUUUAUUAUCUAACUUGGGAAGAACGGGCACCUACAUUUGCUUGUUUUCUUGUCCCCACCUCAUUUUUUGCAGAGCCUGUCUUGCUUUUUGGAGGUUUUUUUAAUGUCAUCCAGAGAUUUUCAGGUGCUGUACAAUUUUUUUUUAAAAAAAAAUAAUCUUUUUUUUAACUGAACACAUUUUUAGGGGCCUUGUUUGCACCACAGCAUCACAGCAGCAAACCCUGAAAAUGAGGGGUGGGAAAUAGUUUUUUAAUGGACAAAUUUUAAAAGCUUUGUGGGGCACGAAAAAGACUUUGGCAUCACAGUUGGGGUGGUCAAUAAUUUUUUUUAUUACCAAAAGAAAAAACACUUUUUAAAAACUCAUUUUUUUCUCUUAGAAAUGACAAACUUGGGGGUCUUUAGGGACCCACUUUUUGGCUGAAUAUGAUCCACCACCCAUGGCUUAAACCCCACCCCCUACUGUAGGUGCUUUAUUUAAAAUAACAGCAAUGCUUAGUAGCAUUCAGAAGUUGUUGUUGUUUACCCACUGUUCACCCUCAGAUCCCAGGGCAGGUUAAAAUGAUUGAAACACAAUAUUAAAAAUAGUUUACAAGAAGUUGAAAUUACAGAAGUAAAGUGGGUCCUAAAAAUAUACAUCUUAAGUGUUAAAAGCCAGGGUAAAGAGGUGGGUCUUAGGGGUCCUUCCCAUCCCCACCCAUUGAGGAAGGCCCUUGCCUUCACCCAUCUUUCUGUCUUAGCAUUAAAGGUAAAGGGACCCCUGACCAUUAGGUCCAGUUGUGGCUGACUCUGGGGUUGCGGAGCUCAUCUCGCUUUAUUGGCUGAGGGAGCCGGCGUACAGCUUCCGGGUCAUGUGGCCAGCAUGACUAAGCUGCUUCUGGCGAAACCAGAGCAGCGCACGGAAACGCCGUUUACCUUCCCGCUGGAGUGGUACCUAUUUAUCUACUUGCACUUUGACGUGCUUUCAAACUGCUAGGUUGGCAGGAGCAGGGACUGAACAAUGGGAGCUCACCCCGUCAAGGGGAUUUGAACCACCGACCUUCUGAUCGGCAAGUCCUAGGCUCUGUGGUUUAACCCACAGUGCCACCCGCAUCCCAUCUUAGCAUUAAGCAUCCUGACAACGUCCUAUGGGAGGGAUUGCACACUGCCAUGAGUGCUGCAUACUUGAACGGUCUUAGCCCUGGACUGACCUGCUGCUGUUUUCUCCUUGUGCCUCUAGAGAUACUUCAUCAUCAUGCAGAGUAUCUUCUACCCUCAUGAUAAGAUUGUCGAGCGGUGAGUUCCUUGCAUGGUUUGAGAGGAAUGGCACCAUUUUUAGCUGGGGGGUGGGGGUGGGUCUGAGUUGACGAUAGAGGCCUUCCUCCACUCCUGGGGCUAAUAAUAAUAAUAAUAAUAAUAAUAAUAAUAAUAAUUUUAUUUAUACCCCACCCUUCCCGGUUCAAAAACCAGGCUCAGGGCGGCUAACAACGAAUUUAAAAUGCUUAAUUGUAAAAGCAGCAUAAAAUACAGUAUAAAAACAUGAAUAACAAUAAAAUUCAGAAAUCAAUUUAGGGGAAAUAAGCAUUAGAUAAUCACCAGGGCUAGCUGGCUGAAUUGUUCCUACUUGGGCCAGCAGGGAGGCCAGGGGAGAAUUAGCUGUGGGGUCUCAGAGCGGGUAAUCUUCAUAAAGGGGAGGGGGAGGGAAGAGAAGGGAAAUAAAAGAUCAAUAGCCCUGUCUUACAGGCCCAACGGAAGGAGGUUACAUCUGGAAGGACCCCAGUUUCAAGGGACAGAGCAUUCCACCAGGUCGGAGCCAUCACUGAGAAGGCCCUGGCCCUGGUGGAGGAUAGUCUGACAUCCUUAGGGCCCAGGACCUCUGAACUAUGGUUAUUCGUGGACCUUAAGGUCCUCUGCGGGGCAUACCAGAAGAGGCGGUCCCAUAAAUAUGAGGGCCCUAAGCCACCAGCACCUUGAACCUGACCCUAUACUCCACUGGGAGCCAGUGCAACCGGUAAAGCACUGGGUGAAUAUGCUCCCAUGGCAGGGACCUCAUGAGGAGCCUCGCUGCAGCAUUUUGCACCUGCUGGAGUUUGUGGGACAGUUUCAAGGGCAGCCCCGUGUAGAGCGAAUUACAGUAGUCAAGCUGGACUUCCUUAUUCCCCUGGGAGUAAGCCCCGUUGAACAAAGGGAGGGGGGUUACUUCUGGAGGAACGUGCACAGGGUUGUGCUGUGGAGGAAGACCUUAUUCCCUAUCAAAUUCAAAGACUGGGCUCUUUGAAGCAAGGCUUACCAUCCCUCUCCCUGACAUGCUAGAUUUCUGUGCGCAGGGAUUUAUUGUUUUUGUUUCUAUCAAGUAUGAAUUGCCACAGCUUGGAUGCAGGUACCUGGCCUCAGCAAGACCUGGGCCCAACUGCACACACCCCGGGACAUGUCUGGUGUGCACCACCCCCCCAAAGCUGUGUGUUGGCAGUGAAUGAGAGGAGGUGUAGCAGUGGGCAAGAGAAGUUUGUCCAUUGUCAGCAAAUCUUGAGUCUCCUUCAUAAAUCUCUGAGGGACCCUAUCAUUGCUCGGACUGCAGAUUGGAAGCCACUAUUCUCACUAGAAAAAUUGUUCUCUGGCCUGCUACUCUGAAGGGAAAUGGGUUGCUGAAAGAACAACAGAGCCCUGAAAGCAAGUUGGGAGUGUUGAUCCAGCAGGCCCAGGUUCGAAUCCCUGCUCAGCCAGGAAGCUCACUGGGGUGGUCUUGGGUGUCAACAUCUCUUGUGUCUGACCUACCUCAGGGGGAUGUUGUUGCUGGGAUGCCCCAGGCCUUCUUGGACGACAGGUGAGGGAAUGAAGACCACCUCUCUGGCACUCACCAGCCCUCCUUUUUCCUCGCAGGUAUGAUAUUAAAGGAUGUGAUGUGGGCCGCUGGACAGAUCCGGCCCCGAAGGGCAGCGAAAUCAUUGUGGUUUUUAAGGAUCUAAACUUUGCUGAUAAGACCAUUUGCCUUGGUAGGUCUUGCCACCCCCCACCCCACCUGUGCAGGACCUGAAAGAGAUGCUCACCUUCCUGGCCCCCGUCCCUACAAAAGUCACACUUUGUGCUAAAACAGGGGAGGCAGUCCAGGGGUGUGUGUUAUUUCGCUGUUUGUUUGUUUAUUUAUAAAUAAAUUAACUGCUUAAUAUUUAUUUUUUCACAAGAAAACAGCAUCAGCAGGAUGUUGAACCAGAUGUUUUGCUCAGUUGACAGCAAAUUUGCUGCUCUUUACAUUCUUGGGCACCUAACCACAAUAUUGUGCACUCAUCAAGUCCUUUGUACACUGUUGUGUUGGACCACCCUUUCCAGAAUUCUGCUCCCAAUGGUGACUAUUUUGUUGGCAUCCAUUUCUGCCCUAAAGGCGGGGUCAGGGGUAUAUGUGCGUGUGUACAGGCAACAUUUCAGUGCAAGUGAUUCAAGGAAUUUCUGGGGAAUCUACACUUUCUGCAAAAAAUAAAACCCAGCCAAAGUACUGAAUAGCUGUUCUCUCCCACAUUGUUCAGGCAUUCUACAGAAUAGCUGUGUGUGUAAAACAACAACGUGUGUCUUAGGCGGAAAUUGCAAAUAUCAGGGAUUCUGUAGCAUGCCCAAAGAGUUGUCAUUGCAGCCUGUUGCCACAGAACAAUUACCGGUAGUUAUUUUAGAAUGCUGCAGCACGAUUGCUUAUAGGAGUGAGGCCUUGUCAGCAUAUAUAACAUCUCUUCUCAGAGAUCUGCACUGGUUGCUGAUCUGUGACCAGGCCAGGUUCAAGGGGCUGCUAUUAGGAUACAAAACCCUUAACCCCUUGGGACCAGUUUACCUACAUGUGCCCACUUGGCUGCUUCAGUGGACAGAACUGGUACUGCUACAGAUGCCACAUGGCACGCACCCAUUCCACACCUGUAAGAGCUCCAGUGUGGCAACACCUGCACUUUGGAACUCCCUGCCUAUUGAUAUCAAUCAUGUGCCUUCAUUGAACUCUUUCUGAUGCCUGCUAAUAUAAUUCAUAUUUAGACAAGAUGCUUAGAUGUGCUGGAGGGAGUUUUAAUCUAUUCUGGUAUUCACUUCUUCAGUGUUUAAUGUAUUGUAAGUUUUUCCUGAUUUUUUGGAUUUAUCUUUCUGUAAGCAGCUUUGAUGUUCCUUACAAUCUGGUAGCGUAUAAAUUUUAUGAAAUAAGUAAAUAAUCUUAAAUAAAUGGCAACAUGUAAUACCACAAUCUCCGAAAUGAAAGCUACUGUCCUUCCAGACUGAUGUUUUAGUGUGGAGGGGGGCCGUAUUCUGCAAUAUGCUAUAGAUGCAAUAAUAGUGCAGCUUUCUAAUGGACUGUCCACACAAACAUCAUUCUGCUUUAUCAGUUGCUUUGCAAUGCUUCCCCGGGGUUACCACAUUAUUGCCACCUGGGGGUGCGCUCUUGUGUUGUAGCUCAGCAAAAGCAGGACAAAAUUCCUCUAAUGAGGGCUGCUGAGAGUUGGGAGAGAUCUCGGAGGCCAAAGAGUUUGCUUUUCUGCUCAGUACAGGGGAUCUUGCAACCUCUUCACCCCUGACUGGCCGAAUAUGCCCAUCUCUCAUCCUUGCAGGUCCACAACGUGCCUGGAUGCUGACUCAGCUUGAGCUGGACACACAAUUCCUGAAGGAUUUGGGCGUGAUAGACUACAGCCUUCUGGUGGGCUUGCAGCCCCUUCAUGAGGACGAGAGGCUCCUGAGCCACGCACUUGCCAACAUCAUUGCCAAAAGCAUGUGAGGCCCUACGGUGGGGUUGUUGUUAUUGUUGGUGGGGGGUAUCUGUCAUAGGGGAAGCCAGUCUGGCAGGGCCCUUACUUUCUCCCUACCCUCUACUAGCCAACUCAACCUUCUACAAGCCCUGAAAGCUCCCAGGUGCUUCUCACACCACCUUCUCUCUCUCUCUCUCUCUCUCUCUCUCUCUCUCUCUCUCACACACACACACACACUUUUUUUAUUUUGAAGUCAGAAUGAUGCUUGGUAAUUUGGGAGAGUUUGUAUUUAUUGGAAAAAUAAAGAAAUUAUUUAUGUGGUGGAACAAAACCAUUUGAGCACUUUUUCAUCAUCAUCAUCAUCAUCAUCAUAAUGAAAAUUUAAUGAUAGUGCAUCAAGAUGAACUGUUCAGUCCACAUAUUUUCCAAGAAUAUCUCUAAAUAUGAAACAGUCCUUGUCGAACUGUUUCUCCAUCGUUCUCCAGUAGCAGAAACUUCUCACCAACUUUUAAACUAACUGGAUGAGUAUCUCCCUCCUUGCCUUUAGAGCCUGUUCCAAUUGCCAUAACAGUGGCUUGUAGAAUCACAAUGCCUCCUUUGUUACAGUCUCAGCUGCACACCUUUCAACCAAUACACGGUCAAAGAGGGGAAGAAUUUUUUUCAAUGCCUGCUUUGCCAUGGUACACACUUACAAGGCCCCCUGUUCUGGCUACCUGCUCCCUCUGCAAGAACUUGAGAUUUUUUAAAAAACAAAACAUUUUCUUUUAAUUUACAAACUUGUAUACCCCUGCAUACACGUUUGCAUGUCCUCCUGUAUGUGUGGAGGAGAACAUAUGCAGUAUACUAUAAUAAAUAUGAAUUACCGGUAUUUAUUCUAUACUAUCUUAUUUAUGGAUGGCCCCCAAAAGCUCUUCCCAGUUGCCCCAUGUGUGAAAGGCAUAGCAGGGCACUAUUACUGCAGUCAGUGACUUGUUGCAGACAUUUUUGCAGGUCACUGAUGCAAUAAUAUUUCAAUUGUGGUGGACCAUCCACAUGUCAUUUUGCUUUCUAAGUUGUUCUGUGAUGCUUCCCCUGUGCUACUAUAUUAUUGUUGGCCAGAGGGGCUCUCUUGAGCUCCUAAGUGCAACUUAAGUGGGACAUCUCCCCCUCUCCAUAACAUUUAGAUGGAAUUAGGGGAGUGCAACUGGGGAGUGCAACUGGCAUGAAGCCUUGCGGGCCCCACAGGGGACACCACAACUAUGAUGUUUAAUGGACGUCAAGAGGCGUGGGGGCACUGAAUUUUGGCAUCGUACAGGGCUCCCCUGAAAUUUGAGACACCAUGGUCCACCACUAAAUAACACUUGUGGUAUUAAAAAGUUACCUGGUUUCAACUGAAGUUAGGGGGGACUGGUUGGAAAUGUAGGAGUAUGUCUGCCUUGAAAGCUUUGCAGGCACAAACAGUACUGAAUACAGUAUUGCAUAUAACUGUCAUGAAUCGACAAAAAAGGGCAUCUGAAAGGAACCACUAUACAAACAGGAUGUUGGACUGAAUGGGCCUUGGCCUGACCCAGCAAGGCUCUUCAAAUGCGCUUAUGUUCCCCUGACAGGUCGAUUGACACUAACAGUGAUCACCAGAACCAGAACUUUGGGAACGCCUUGCAGGAGUCUCACACGUCUCAUGGCUAUUCUUCUAGUGUGGACCAGUUCUACAAGCUCUCUCCCGAAAGCAGGUACACCAUCCAGAACAUGCUGGCGCUGUACCUGAAGAGGAAAGCAAACACAGACAAGGAGGCAGACUCUUCUAGGGGAAGCGAGACCUUCAUGCAGGAAGUCUUGGCUCCUUACGUGCUCCAUGGGAUCAACUUCGACCCGACCGCCCAGUGUCCUGUUGGAACAGAGGAGGGUGGGCAUCCCCAAACCUUCAACCAUCUGGCAGAGUCACUCUUCCACCUGGCCCAGAACAGACGGCUCCUUCCCAACACGCGGAAUGCCUUGCACGUGAUCGAUGGUCCCGACUAUCGCUAUUACAUAGGUAUUGUUGACCUGUUCACAGUCUACAACUUCCGCAAGAAGAUGGAGCAUUUCUGGAAGACCCUUCGGUUCCGGGAUAAAAGUUUCUCCACAGUUGGCCCCGUCUAUUAUGCUAGGAGGCUUCGCAAAUGGGUGCAAGACCACACCGCAUGA